ACCCUAGAGAUCAGGGCUCACCAAAUCCUCUGAAGGUGAUCGGAAUUGGUCUGCAAAAUUUGAACGAUAUCGUUCGCGCUGCUGAGAGUGGAGGGAAUGUCUUUGGAUGGAGAGGACGAGGGGAAGAGGGAGUGAAGAUGCAGCAGAGGAAAUCUGCUUCUUCCUUUGGGAGGCCAUCGGGAACUGAUGGUUCCGAUUUCUCCUAUCGCAUGGUGGUUGACUCAAGGUAUACGAAGGUAGCUAAAGGAAAAUCUCGUCUCCAUGUGUUGAUCAUUGCUCAGGCUAUCAUUCAUUUGAUAGGUGGGCUGAGCAGAUUUUUAUUAUCAACCUCGAAGGAGGGUCCUGAUAAGCUUGCUAUUGCAACGGUUGCUCUUGGUUUCAUUUCUCUUGUAAUUGGCGAAUUAGGCCAAAGACGCAGCCGAGAGAAUUUUCUGAGAUUGUACAUGAUCACAUCAUCUAUUGCGUUUCUUCUCUCAACUGCUUUUGUUGUUCAGAAAAAUUCAUUAAUAGAGGUUCUCCAAGACAUGAGUGGCGGGGAAAUGAAGUUGUUUGAACUUCUUGAGAUUGGUUAUGUUGUGCUCGGGUUUCUUCUACAGAUAUCUACAAUUAGUACGAUAAUCACUCUUAUCUGGAACAUGUCCCCACCCAAGAAAGCUUCUUGAUUGCUUUGUCUAACCUCAGAAUCAUUUUCCAUGUAACAAUGAGAGGACACUUGCACUUUUCACUUUUCUUUUCUUGUUCUCUUUUUUGUGUAUUAGAAAUUUCAUAUGCGAAGAAAUAAUUUAUUGGGUCAGCUUUCCAAGACCCUUGUUUGCUGAGCAUAUUGCAUUAUAGAAUUAGUUUUUGCUUGUGAUCAGCCAAGCCUGCUUCUGCUGACUAAUUGUCUUGGUGGAACUUUGCUUUUCUCUGUUCAUAAUAGCCUUGCACGUUAGAACA
Vitis riparia (riverbank grape) is the source of this 936-nucleotide messenger RNA. RefSeq lists its product as uncharacterized. Bases 138 to 662 code for a protein of 174 amino acids. Gene Ontology annotation, cellular component: endoplasmic reticulum membrane. The transcript has 7 exons. Gene Ontology annotation, biological process: endoplasmic reticulum organization; vesicle-mediated transport. The record is from RefSeq and is a predicted model, not a curated record. NCBI's taxonomy places the organism in Eukaryota, Viridiplantae, Streptophyta, Magnoliopsida, Vitales, Vitaceae.